Molecule: messenger RNA, 4275 nt
Organism: Cryptosporidium ubiquitum
Lineage: Eukaryota; Apicomplexa; Conoidasida; Eucoccidiorida; Cryptosporidiidae
Exons: 1
Coding region: 1-4275 (1424 amino acids)
Biological process (GO): regulation of DNA-templated transcription
Cellular component (GO): nucleolus
Molecular function (GO): DNA binding; transcription factor binding
Source: RefSeq, a predicted model, not a curated record
AUGGAUAGUCCCGAAUUUUUGCAGUACUUUUGGGAUUUAGGAAGUUUUGAAGAGAAGACUUCGGUUUCCUCUAUAGAGGGAAUUAUAAGUUGCCUUGAUAAUUCUGUUAAGAAUUCGAAUAAUCCCAAAGUUAAGGAUGGAAGUGCAAAAUCUAUUGUAACUUUAUCAGAAGUAAAAAAUGGUAGAGCAGAUUUAGAAUAUACGUUGAGCCGACUUAUCAAAGGUUUGGAGUCUCAGAGAGAGUGUGUAAGGAGAGGAUACAGUACUUGCUUAUCGAUUGUACUUAAUAGAUAUAAGGUUCCAGUAUCUGAUGUUUUGCAGGGACUUGAGAAGCAUUAUUUGGAGGGGAUGAAAAAGGAAAUUAAGGGAAAAGCUUCAUCUGGAGCUGUUGGAGAUAUUAGAGACAGGAUUAUUGGGCUUCUUCUUGGGUAUUUGGCUAUAAUUAAGACUGGAUUUUUCAAAAAGAAUGUUUCAAGACCCUAUAUAGAACAGACUAUUGAAAAUCUGUGGAUGAUUUAUGGAGUAAAGAUGUACCUACAGGAUAUGGUUUGCGAAAUUAUAUAUUUGAUUGUUAAAGACUGUUGUGAAUAUGAUCCAAGAUUACCAAUUAAGUACAUUUCAUCAAGACUUGGGAAUGUUUUUGACACACGAUUUUUGGACAAACCUGAAAUAAAUGAAACUAAAAAGAAUCAAUUAGCAUCCCAGAUCCCUAUAUUAUCUUUAUUUCUAAAGUUAAGACUAUUUCUUGAAAGUAAAGAUGGAAUUGUUAUUAAUGGGGCUGCUGGAUGCUGUGAGAUUUCUCAGACUUGUGAUAUAUCUGUACGCAUUAGUGAUAAAUGGGAGGACUGGAAUAAGCUUAUGUUUAAUCCAGGAUACCCUUUUUUGAAGAAUAGAUGGGAAAUUAUUCUUGCUCAAAUUCAAUAUUUAUCGUUAUUCAGUCCAAGAAUCCCAAGCUUUUUAUUUAUGUUACUAACUUAUAUAUUAAAAUCUCCUCUUUUGAAUGAUAAAAUAUCUAGUAUAUUGAUUUCUGAUCUAAUUAAGGAGAUUGAAGAAAAGUACUUUUCAGGAAUUUAUUCCCCACAAAAACACUAUUUUGGAGCAAGAAUGAUCCUCCAAAUACUUAUUCACCUUAAACACUUUGCAUUUUUACCCAAGAAAUGUAAUUUCUCAGAAAAGUCUUUUGUAAAGACUUUAAAAAACUUCAUUUCUGGUCAUUCAAAGUCACUGAACUGGGCUCUUAAGACUUCUUUAAAUGAGAGAAAUCCUUUAUCAUCAUUUUCCACUAUAUUCCUACAAACAUUGGUCGAUAUUAUUACAGGUAAAGGAAUUGAAUCUCACUUGAUUAAUAACUCUCAAAUUAAUCAAAUUCAAGAUUUUUCAAGGUUUAUAUUUGGCACUAUAGAUGCAGUAGUUACUGAAAAUCAAAAAAGAUUGAAAUCUCCCAAUCAAAGCGUUAACUUGGAAACUCAUAUCAGAAAUUUGGUUCCUUUUGUGAUGAAUGAUAUGAUAAUUGCUUUAUUUUGGGAUGAAAGUACUAUUUCUUUAUCAGGGACUGAAAGUAAUCUAAUUUCUCAACUUAUAACUCUUAAAGAAACCUUAGAGAAACCGAUUUUGAUUUCUGGGAAGGAAAGGGUGGGACUUUUUUGGAUUAUUCUUAAGUCUUUAAUGUUAAAAACAGGAGCUAAAAUGAAACAUUUGAUUCGAAUUUUCUCAGAUCUUUUGGUUCAAGAAGAAAAUAAUUCUUUAGAUUCUAUUAUCAUUUCACAGGGUAUACUUAUAAUAGAUGAGAUCUUAAAAGAGUAUGUUGAUGAAAGUAAACAAACAAACAACAAACAAAAUAAAUUAGAUUUCAAUGAUAAUGACCAAGUUGAUGUGUCUAUGGAUGACUCGAACUUAAAUGCAAACAAAACAGAAGAGGAUAAUGAAAAAGUAAAUAUAUAUUGGAAGAAAGUGCAAUGGAUCCAUAACAUAAUGUUGGAAUUUGUACAGGUUUCAUUCAAUUCUUCAAAGAUUGGGUUAGAGAAGAACAUUUCACAACUUGUAUUAAAGCUUUCAUCUCAGGUGUAUCCUUUACUAGAUUCUAUUAUAACAUUUGGAACUUCUAACGAAAGAUGGGUUGAGAAUUAUCGCCAAAUGAUCUUUCCUAGAAUGGAGAAGAUUAUUGGCAAAUGUACCAGUGAUAUAGUUCUUUUACUGGCAGAUAUUCAAAAAGACGAUACUUGUGUAGAUUCUGUUAUUAUUGAAGUGGUUUCCUCCUAUGCAAAUAGUAUUACUGCCUUAUUUGACAAGAUUAAUCAUUCUAUUAACUUUGAAGGCAAUAAAAAGCUAUUUAAUAAGAAUAAGAAGCUUUUUACUUCUUUAACAGAAAGAAGAAUUCCAAAGACUAGAUUUGAGAUUUCAUCUAGCCUUAUUGAGAGUUGCUUACUCUUGUAUUAUAUAAUGGAAGACUGUAAUUCAAGUUUUAUCUUGGAUAUGAUUUCAUCUUUAUUAAAAUCGGAUAGUGAUAAACGCAAAAGACUAGAUGUAUUCUUCAAUUCAAUGAUUAAGUUGGAUAUCACAAAUGAAUCUAAUAAUUUGCAAAAACAAAGUGAUUAUUUUGGUGAGGAUGAUGAUUAUCCAAGCUGCCUUGCAGGUUUAAGCCUUUUAUUCCAACUGAAUGUAAGAACUUUGGAUAUUUCAAGCAACUUAAACACAAAACUUCUUUUGGAACUUUCACGAAAAAUUGCUCAGCUUCCGGAUUUAUGGAAUGUUCACUCAAACUUAAUAGAUGGAAAUGAUGAGAAUUAUGAUGAUAUAGAAUCAGAAGUUGAAGUUGAAGCUGAUACAGGUUAUGAUAAUGAAACAGUUACUGAAUUUAAGGGUAGAGAUUCUAAGCAUAGUUCUUCUCUGGAUAAGGACGAAGUUUCACAGUUAUUGAAACCAAAUAUAUUUUCAAAAGAACAUGAAUUUUUCAAUGAUGACUACGAAGAAGAUGAGGAUAAUACUGAUAAUGAUGAUAAUAUUGGGGUUAACAAGGAUGAGAUCAUAUCAUAUAAUGACAACGAUGCCAUAAUUUCUCACUUAUUAAAUGAUGAAAAUACUCCACUACCUCCCAAAUAUGAAAGACAAAAAGAACAAAAGGAGCAAGAAAAAUUACAAAUUCAAAGAAUCAACAACGAGAUGCAAAAUAAAUUAAGAAUGUUGGAGAUUUUAUCUUUGAUUUCUGAGCAAUAUAAACCUAGAAAUGGAAUAAAUGGAGAGAUCUGUACUGAUUUAAUACGUACAAUUAUAUUAUUACUGGAAGGACUCCGCUUGGGAUUUAAGCAUGCUCUAUACUAUUCUAUUAAAAGCAAUUUGACAAUUUUUUCAGAUUAUGUUAAUAAGCUAUCUUCAAUUAUAAACAAGUUAAUGCAUUUAGAUAUUUUAAAGGAACAUACCAACACACAUUUGAAUGAUUUGGGAGAUUUAUUUAAACUUUUAAUUCAUAUCAUUGGGAAACCCAUUGUUGAGCCUCAGACAAUGAGCCGUUGGAAUAAGAAAAGCAAUGGAAAACAACUUAGAAGUAAGAUGGAGAGUUAUUCAAAGAAUUUUGAGACAUUAUCAAUCAAUUUGAUUGCUUUAAUUGUAAUGAUUGAUGGAGAAAAUGGUACAGUUGCUCAACUUAUAACUCAAGAUUUAAUGAAGAAAUGGAUCGGACAAAAAAGAUUUGGAAUUGUUACAUGCUCAUUCUUGACCAAACUUAUAUAUAGAAUUAAUAACUCAAAUAAUAAAAACUCUUUUAGGUUUUUAACUCAAAACUUCAUUAAUAACUUCGAGGAAACAAUUAAAUUCUCGAAAAGUUCUUAUCAACUUAGAGAAUAUACUACUUUAAUUAAUCAUAUUCUUGUAGUAUGUAGUACUUGUUCGGAAGACUCAGAUGGAAAUAAUAAUAAACAAAUACGAGAUAUGGUCCAAGUUGUGAUAAAAAUGAUUGAUAAUUGCAUUACAGAUGAUACUACACAGGAAAAUGUUAGAAAAGUUUCUUCUGAUUUAGAAAAUAUUAAAUUUACCACAGAAAUUCAAAGAUUGGAGUUACUUAAAUCCUUAAUUUCUCUUUCAAAGUCUAUUAUUGUACUUGGAAGUGACUCUAAUAUCAACAAUAUUUUAGAACAGAAGAUUUCAGAAUCCAACGAUUACUUAAACACAUUUAACCAAAAUUGUAACUCAGGGAAGGUAAAGAGACAAAUCAAUAAACUUAGGAACAUAAUUAAUAGCUCCAAUAAUAACAAAAAAAAUAAAAAAAUCAAAGUUUACUAA